This is a messenger RNA of Phyllostomus hastatus (greater spear-nosed bat), 734 nucleotides long. RefSeq names its product programmed cell death 2 (gene PDCD2). NCBI's taxonomy places the organism in Eukaryota, Metazoa, Chordata, Mammalia, Chiroptera, Phyllostomidae. The record is from RefSeq and is a predicted model, not a curated record. Gene Ontology annotation, cellular component: nucleus. Bases 54 to 719 code for a protein of 221 amino acids. The transcript is spliced from 3 exons.
GCCGACUUCCGCUUCCCGGCCGGCGGCGCGACCGCGGGACGGCGCCGCGCGCCAUGGCGGCGGAGCUGGGUUUCGUGGAGGCGGCGCCGGCGUGGCGGCUGCGCAGCGAGCAGUUCCCCAGCAAGGUGGGCGGGCGGCCGGCGUGGCUGGGCGAGGCCGGGCUGCCCGGGCCCCCGGAGCUGGCGUGCGCGCGCUGCGGCCGCCCGCUGGCCUUCCUGCUGCAGCUGUACGCGCCCCUGCCCGGCCGCGCGGACGCCUUCCACCGCGGCCUGUUCCUCUUCUGCUGCCGCGCGCCGCCCUGCUGCGCGGGCCUGCGCGUUUUUAGAAAUCAGCUACCCCGGAAAAAUGACUUUUACUCACAUGAGCCACCUGCUGAGGAACCCCCGCCAGAGACGGGAGAACCCGUACGCCUCCAGCUCCCGUCCGGGCCGCGGCUCUGCAGGGUGUGCGGCUGCUUGGGCCCUAAGACCUGCUCCGGAUGCCACCGCGCGCACUACUGCAGCAGGGACCACCAGACCCUGGACUGGAGAGCCGGGCACAAGCAGGCCUGUGGACAGGCAGAUAAUUCGGACAAUACAGUUCCAGACCACAACUUCCUUUUUCCUGAAUUUGAAAUCGUCAUAGAAACAGAAGAUGAGAUUACACCUGAAGUUUUGGAGAGGGAAGAUGAGUCGGAGGUUACAGGGAGCAUGGGUAAGUUUGAAAACUUGACGUAUUAGGCGAUUAAACGUGAU